UUAUACCAUACGGAGGCCGACCUAAUAUCACCUCCCGUCGACAACUCGCAGUGAGGAGUCCCUGACUGAGAAAGGAGAGAGAGACAGAGAGAAAGAGAGCGACAAAAAGACUCGUUCAUUCUGAUUAAGUGAUAUCUAUUACGCCUAGCAUACACACACAGUAGCUGACUUGACUUGGUGCUUCGUGUAACUUUUUUCCCUUAACCUGUCUCAGUAUUUUUACUGAAAGCGGAUUCUUGUGUGAAGAGAGGUACCGUUUGAACAGAUACUUUGGUCGUCGCCAGAACGUUUGUAAAAGCUUUGCAAAGACUCUUUCACCUGUUCUACUCCGUGGAUUUGCGUCUGAACAUGAACAGCGUCAUGUGUACUAUGCUGAAAGCGUGGGCCUUCAUCGCCCUCCUCGUAUGCGCCGGGCUCCUCAUCACCGUCGACGCAGCGCCCUCCGUCAGUCGUAACGAAGGCCUGGCCGCCUUCAGGAGGAGUCUCUACGGCGCCGGGCCCGAACGUCGUAUGAACAACCAAUGCUCAAACGAUAACGAAAAACAAUAUAUGUGUGAGAUGUGCGCAAAGGAGACGAAAUCGCCGCAGAUUUACACCCUCUGCUGCACCGGCGCCGACAACGCGCAGAACUGGUGUCAAAGUUUCCUGCUCUACGGCAUCAACAGCCUCUGAGGUCUCUUCGCCGAGACGCCCAGGCAGUCCGAAAAUGAGGAUACCGUAACUCUUACUAUUCUUAUUCCUGACCCUGUCAUUCAUGCCGCUGCUGCACCUCUGGAAGCUCUGACUCUCGCCAUCAUCAUCACCAUCAUCCUGCUUCUGAACUGGAUUGACCUGACGCGCUUGGAAGCCGAGAAGAGGAAUUUCGUUGCUGAAGUUGCCACUCUGUCCCUUCUGGUAAAUUUUGGUUUCUUUGUAGGUUAGUGAAAAAGUCGUAACAGAGCAAUUGUACCAAAACCGAUAAGAGAGGCCCCUUAAAAAAAUUCAUUAUUCCCACUAGAAAUCAUCUCAGGAAUUGCCAAAAAGGCAAAUUUGUUUUGUUCCCAGGGUAAUAGUUAAUGAUCUUAAUUUAAGAAGUAAUAAUCUACUGAAGUCCUCCUUCCCCUUGGUUCACUUAUGGCCAUGGCUACAAUAUGUCUGUGGGUGACAAUAAGAACCAAGAGGAUAAGAUUUUACUUUUACAGUUAUCUACUGUGGGAUGGACACUUUGAAUAAGGAGAAAUUUGUCUUUAGGUUAAUGACUGACCUACAGAAAACAAUUUUUUUUUUGCAAGACUUGGGCAGAGACAACUACUAAGGAACUGACACAUCCUGGCGAGGGAAAUAUUGUUUAACGGGAGUUCCAGUGCCACAAUUCAGCCAUAUCCAAUGGAAGAAAGCGAGGAAGAGCAAUAAGAGCGCCCUGCCCUGCAUUUAAAGAUGCAUCUUGACAGAACAGACAAAGGGCUGACAUAAAAUUUUGUUUUAAAAAUCAGGAGUUUUCUGUUUCAGCAUGACAAAUCACUUACGUAGGUGCCUCUUAAUGAUAAGUGAAGUCUGGCAUAUCUUGAAUGGGAGGAAAUUAGUGUCGGGACACUUUUCAAGAUUAAAGUCACAUUGAUCACACUAAUUCCAAACAAAAUAUUAAGAUAUGGAAAAUUGUGAUUAACAAUCGCAUUGCUACUGUUCAGACUUGAAAUAUGAGAGGCCCCAAGUACCACUGAGCAGUUUAAAAGCUUAGAUUCUUAAUUUGCAUGCAAAUCUCAAACUCUGCUAACGAUUUAUAUCCAAAUAAGCCGACAAAAGUCUUUGAUGUCUUUAGGAAAAAAAUAAAAAAUAAAAUAAAAAAACUUUGGGACAGAAGACUGCAAUCAUAAUCACAUGCUUGGAGAACUCGCCUGAUCAGCAGUUUAAUCAUCUGAAGAAUAAUAACUAUCGUACUGCGUUCUCAAUGUCUUAAGAGUACAUCAGUUACUGGUUCCAACAUGACGUUUUAUUUGUCAUUAGCAAUACAUAGAUCUCAUUUCCAAUUUGUUUUGAUGAGAAAUAGCAACAAAAGCAAAGGAAAGAAAAUAAAACUUGAUAACUGGACUCUGCACUUAGGAAGACGUGGAAAAUGUUUAAGGAAACGUAGUUGUGAGAAAGGAAGAGGCUGUAAGCACAAGCACUGCUCUGAAAUACGGGAACUCAAUAACCAAACAAUUUCCAUUCAGUACACUAUAUUCCACAAGCAAUGAAAAAUAUGAAUAACUUAUGAAACAAGCGCGAGACAAGUUUUGGGAUCACUGUUAGUUCAUUCCAGUGCUUUGGCGAAGUGGGCAGCUAGCAUAUGAAGCUGCACCUGAACGAAUUCUACAACAACCGUGAACAGAAGACAAUCACUGUUUCCAGCAAGAAGAAAUCUUCUCACCAGAGUGGUCUUCCACACGGGCCAGCUAUGAACCUAAAGACAAACUGAUGCGUGCGUUUUGGACAAUCACACACAUUUGCCUUUAUGAACAAGUCUUUUCUCCUUACCUUAGUACUAGGAAAUAAUUUUGUUCAAGUAAGUUCCAUUUUCUUCAGUCCUUUCUCCUGAAGCAUGAUGAUAUAUAGAGCCGUCUUUUGCAGUAUGCCCCCAGCUAACACCGACUUCCUCCUGAGAGCUGCUUUUCCCCAGCUUAAUCAACAUUUGUUUUUUUAACUAUUCAGUUUUCAUAAUCUGGCAUUUCAUUUAGUAAUUAUAUAAAUGUACUUUAACUAUGAAGACAAAAGUGUCAUCAAACAGAAAUAGACGGGGUCUUCUUCAAAUGUCAUAAAGACAGAAUUUUCAAAAUGAUUAUUCGGGCAGUAAUUAUGCUCCAACAUUGAACGUAUUGAAAGUAUUGACUAAUUAUAUUCGAAACAUGGCAGUGAAUAGUGUAAACUAAAUAUGGAAAGUGAAGUCAAUCUCUCAGAAACGAAUGUACCCAGGAAGAAGGUGACUUUGAAGAGAUAUGAAAGCAAAAGGGGCCUCUACCUGAAAGGAAUUCUGAGUGCUCCUUAUGUUAUUAAAGGAAGGAAAGAAGAUUGAAAGAAAGAAUACCGUGUAUUAUCAAACCUGUAGAAAUCGCUGAGGCGGAAGUCGUUAGAUAAUUUUAGUACACAUGGGGUGAAAGGAAAUAUCUCAUCUUUAAAAAAAUAUAUAAAAAAAAUGACAAAACUUUUUUUUAAUGUUGGUUACCUAAUAAGCUUCGCAUAAGGAAACUUAGUUAUACGUGUCCGUAAUUAUUGUUAAAUCGAAUGGAAACGCCUACUCUAAGAAGCGUCUAUAUAAAGGACCUGUAAAUUUGUGAUAUACCUGUAUACGAUGUUGCACUCUGGUGUUUUUAGAAAAGCGGAAAUGUUACACGAGGCCAAAAAUGAUUGCACAAGUCAUUACGCAGUAUAAAGGAAAUGUUUGGUGCUUUACUGUGAGUGGCCAAUACAGCCUUAGUUGAGAUCAAUGCAGAAUUCUUAUCUUUAGUUGUUUUACCCUCUAGUAAAUUAUUAUAAAUGACAGUGUAUUUAUCCACAAAUAUAUUCUGAGGUUGUGAGGCAGCUGUGUAAAAUGAAAGUCUAUAUUCAAAAGGCAAGGAGAGUGAGAGCUAACAGUUGAAUUGUGAGCUUUCUGUGACAAUUCUUUCUAUAGAAAAAUCUGAAUAUUUUGAUUUGAAGCUAAAUUUGAUGAUUUUUAUGAAUGAAAAGUUAAUUUUCGUAUUUUCUAAAAUACGCUUGUAUUUCGUCCUCUAUAUUUCAUAUGCAUUCAAUCCAAACCUACUCUUGCAAUAUUUUUCUUACCCUUUUCUUGGUUACAUUCAGGACUUAGAGACCUCCUUUCAUAAUGAAGAAAAAUGGUCAUCCCAAAUUAACGCAGGCUGGGCUGAAAUGAGAGACCCAGUCCAAUAGAAAAUGGGCUUUAGUGCGGGCUAACAAAGGAAUAUUGGAUCCACCCCUCUCCCUCUUGUUUCAUUAAAUAUGUUAUAAAUAAAGCGCAGGGUAAAAUAUUUUUUACUUAAAGAUUAAUGAUCAAAAAAGGGGUCUGAAGUCACGAAGGCCUACUGUUUCCUCUCACAAAACAUGAAACUCACACUUAUGCGGUAUCUAAAUAAAAAAAUAAAAAUCUGCAGUGAAUGAGGAAAACUAUCCCAGCUUUCUGGUGGCCAAAAGCUUAGGGAUAAGAAGUAUCACCUAUACAUCCUGUAUAUAACGUAGGAGUUUUGAAGCCUACAGGAAAGUAAUCUUAACUACAUGCUUCUUUUUCUACAGUAUUACGUUUAAGAAAGUUUAUUUUUGAAAAGAAUGACUUUCCAGACUUGAGAUACAAGAAGCAACGCUUUCAUUAUAAUGAUGCUAUUAGAUUUACUUAACUAAUACUGAACGACUUACGUUAACUGUUAGUCACAAUGAAUACUGUGUUCACAUUGUUUGUCAUAAAAGAUGCAGCGAUUUUCCGCAGUUCCGGACACCUUUAGAGAACUACAACAGACUCGAAAUUCACUCUACUCUACCGUACCUCUUUUUAGUUGUCCCCAAAUUCACUUGAAACCGUAAAUUCAAGUGAUCCUCGCUUGAGUAAACCAUUUAAAAUAUCUGUAAUGUUUCAGUUUGAUUUCUAAUAACUACAAUGCAGGAAAUGAGCACCUUAUUCCUUUUUCAUUCGCGUGACACUCAACAAGAUUUCUGGAAAAAUACACUAGUUAUGGAUUCAUCAGUUACGUAUUCAACAAGAAUUUGUUGAUUUUGUUAAGAAACCUUGACCAGGCCACUGUCCCAAGGAUAAAGUAAAACGUAAGGAAGGCAGAAAGGUUGAAGGCCGCGUGGAAAUCUGUCACAUAAACACCUUUAUCAAGUUAAGAGGAAUGAAGGUUUAAGGAGAAACUUCACAUGUUUGCUUAAUUUGACAAUUCCUUGAAGCAUAACAGUAUAAACAAUUCUAAUUUGCACUUCAAUAAUUAGAGUGUGUAGUUCUUCGCAUGAUUCGAACAUGGUUAAACAUUUAGUGACGUGUAAGAAAGCAAUAUGCAACAGAAUAUUUUCUUUAUGUGUAUACAAUAUUUCCAGUGACUCAACAAUGUUAUGAUUUUCAAGGCUAUGAGUACCACUACCCAUACAGAGAGUACUUCCCGGGAGACUGAAAUGGUAAAUAGGAAUUAUUACGUGAAAAUUAUAACUGAUCUGAGUGUUAACCAACCCUGUGAGAGCUAUAGGACUUUUGACACAAUCGUCUGGUUAAAAUAUUUGAAUAACAGGAUUCAUAACAAAAGUAAACUCAGUGUAAAUCCAUUCCAGGAAAGUAAAUAUGCUCAAUGAAAAGCCUGAGAGGAUUUGGGGAAUUAACUUAGUUCAAGUCAUUAUUGAAAUCAUUGCAACAUGAGUUAGUGGACUAACAUAUUACAUUUAAAUAUUCUGGCUCAUUCAGUGACUGACAAACAAUCGACUGUAGGGAUUAUUAAGGAGGUAUAUUAGGAUCAGCUGAGGUCAAGUAAGGUCACUUGGAGCAUUUCAUUAUAUGUGUAUAGAAUAGGUUUCAGGGUAUAUCUUUUCACCCAUAGAUCACAUAUUGAGAGUGCAUACUGUGCACACAUACAUACAUAUAAAUAUGUAUAAUAUGUAUUUAUAAUACACACACAAACAUACACUCACUCAAACACUUUAGCAUCAUUCAUUUUUCGGUUAUUCAAUUCGAUCAAAUGUGGUCGAAAUCACAAAAAGGCAACAGCUUUCUUCAUAAACUGUAUUCCCACAGAAAGCAAACUUUAUUAAUCAGCAGAAUUCUUCUUAAAAACGGAAACGUUAAUGAUAACCUAUUUGAGUUAUUAGCACUUGUCCCUUUCAAAAUUACUAAAAAAAAACAUGGCCAUCGAUCAAAAUAAACGUAAUUAUAGCAGAUCUUUGAAAUCCUAUAAUUCAAACCUGAUUAUAUGUAAUGUUUUAUUUGAUUGAAAAUCUAUGAAGUAAUGCUUCGUAGAAAUGGCAGGCAUUAAUUAUUCUUAUUUCUGUAGCAUAUUAUUCUGACUUUGAUUUAUUACUACAAUGUUUGCUAUCACUAUUAAACUAAUUAUUCUUUCACAUUUAUUUACGAAACAAUAUUUAUGUUAAGGAAUGUAAUGAGAGAAAUCGCUGCAUCUUUUAUCUUUUAUAUAGUUUAUGUAUUAACCCAUUUUAUGUACAAAUCAGAUGUCUCUAUUUUACAUACGUUCAAUUAUUUAUUUCCCUGAUUUUGUAUUUAUUGUGUCUGUGAUGUAAUGAUUUAUCCCUAGUGAAAAAAAUUUGUAUCCACUCCUUUACUAAUAAAAAUUAACUAAUGGU
Macrobrachium nipponense is the source of this 6285-nucleotide messenger RNA. RefSeq lists its product as uncharacterized. Lineage: Eukaryota; Metazoa; Arthropoda; Malacostraca; Decapoda; Palaemonidae. The record is from RefSeq and is a predicted model, not a curated record. The transcript has 3 exons. The coding region runs from base 349 to 672 and encodes 107 amino acids.